Messenger RNA from Herpailurus yagouaroundi (jaguarundi), 1143 nucleotides. It is a transcript of the gene GPR148, whose product is annotated as G protein-coupled receptor 148. Lineage: Eukaryota; Metazoa; Chordata; Mammalia; Carnivora; Felidae. Gene Ontology annotation, biological process: G protein-coupled receptor signaling pathway; detection of chemical stimulus involved in sensory perception of smell. Gene Ontology annotation, molecular function: odorant binding; olfactory receptor activity; G protein-coupled receptor activity. The record is from RefSeq and is a predicted model, not a curated record. Gene Ontology annotation, cellular component: membrane.
AUGAAGCACUUAGUGCACUCCUUCUGCAGUGAGGGCAAGGGGGUCUGUGGAGCAGAGAGGACCCAAGCCUCUGGAGAGUGUGGAAGCCUGGGGGUUCAGUUGGCACCCUUCCCCCUGGACACAACAGCCUGGUCAGCCUCUGACCAGCUCAUCAGCAGGCCACGUUAGCCAGCAACACCCCUAAACUUUGGGGACCUCAGGGUGCCUGUCUCCGUGCUGUGCUGGCUGUUCCUUCCCUCAAGCCUGCUGGCUGCAGCCACACUGACUCUGAGCCUCCUGCUGCUGGCAACCAUCCUGAAGAGCCAGAAGCUGUGGCAAGAGCUCCACUACCUACUGCUGGCUAACAUCCUGCUUUCAGAUCCGGCCUACCUUGUGUUCUACAUGCUUAUCUCAUCCAGCAACUUGAGUGGCUGGACUCUGUGCCACAUCACCUGUGGUGUUCUCACAGAUGUUGUCUUUGCUACCUACACCAGCACCAUCCUGUCUUUCAUGGCCACCAUGCUGCACACCUACCUGGCAGUUGCUUAUCCUUUGUGCUACUUCUCCUUCAUGUCCUGUGAGGCUGUCCAGAAAGUGGUGGCCCUCAUCUGGCUGCUGGCCUAAUUCUUCCCUACAUGUCUCAUUUGGCUUAGCAAGCAGCAAGAUGCCAGUUUAGAGAAACAAGGGGCCUUAUGCAUCCUGCAGCUGACCCUGUGCAAUGAGCCAGGCUGUGGCCCCUUGGUCACUAUUACCCACACCUACAUUUUAUGCAUUCACUUUCUAUGCACAGGUCUCAUCACCUACUGCUUCUGGAGGAUCUAUGCAGAGACCAGGACUUCAGGCAUCUGGGUCCAGGGCUAUUCCUGGGCCAUGGGCACCCUGCUCAUCCAUACAGUGCUACUCAUACUGUACGUUAGCCCUGUUAUGGUGUUUUGCCUGGAUAUCAUGCUAACCAAGUACAACCACAUUGAUGCCAAAACUCAUGUGUGGCUCAUGGCAGCCAACAGCGAGGUGCUUAUGACUCCUCGUGCCAUGCUCCCAUACCUGUAUACACUCCACUACUGGUAGCUGUUGGGGAUGGUCGGGGGCCACUUCUCCUCCAGGAGGCACAGUGACAUCUUCACCAUUUUUAAGAGCUACAAAUUUCACAGUUUGGCAAGCUGA